This is a messenger RNA of Toxorhynchites rutilus septentrionalis, 681 nucleotides long. RefSeq lists its product as uncharacterized. Lineage: Eukaryota; Metazoa; Arthropoda; Insecta; Diptera; Culicidae. Bases 1 to 681 code for a protein of 226 amino acids. Gene Ontology annotation, molecular function: nucleic acid binding. The record is from RefSeq and is a predicted model, not a curated record. The transcript has a single exon.
AUGGCCUAUGUUCACCGGGAAGUGAAAACCUUCAAGGGAAUUCUACGUGAGGAAAAUUUGCAGCAUGGAUUAAGCCAGGACGAUUUCGCGAAAGCCGAGCAGGCACUAUGGCGCCAGGCUCAAUCACAGGUCUAUAGAAAGGAAAUUCACGAUCUGAGUAACGGCAGCAGCGUUGACAGAAGCAGUUCAUUGUAUUCACUGGUUCCGUUCAUGGAUGAAUUCGAAGUUAUUCGAGUUGGGAGCCGGAUCGGAAACGCACCAAACAUUCCAUAUGCAACGAAAUAUCCGGUUGUGAUGCCUAGGGAUCAUCAUAUUACCCUACUUAUGGUACAUUCCUUUCACCAACGGUUUCUACACGCUAAUGGCGAAUCAGUCUGCAACGAACUGCAGCAGCAAUUCUACAUACCCAAGCUUCGAGUGCUAGUACGGAAAGUUGACCGAAACUGUCAGCAUUGCAAAAUAAAGAAGGCAGUCCCCAAGGCACCGCAAAUGGGACCACUGCCCAGAGUGCGCCUAACACCCUUCAUCCGACCGUUCACAUACGUCGGCGUAGAUUGCAUGGGGCCGUUCGAAGUUAAAGUCGGGCGCAGUGUAGUGAAGAGGUGGAUCUGUCUGUUCACCUGUCUUAAGGUACGGGCUGUCCAUCUCGAGCUAGCCCACAGUCUGUCGUCGACUGCCUGA